Huiozyma naganishii CBS 8797 is the source of this 1788-nucleotide messenger RNA. It is a transcript of the gene FRS1, whose product is annotated as phenylalanine--tRNA ligase subunit beta. Gene Ontology annotation, cellular component: phenylalanine-tRNA ligase complex; cytoplasm. The record is from RefSeq and is a predicted model, not a curated record. Gene Ontology annotation, molecular function: ATP binding; phenylalanine-tRNA ligase activity; magnesium ion binding. Gene Ontology annotation, biological process: phenylalanyl-tRNA aminoacylation. NCBI's taxonomy places the organism in Eukaryota, Fungi, Ascomycota, Saccharomycetes, Saccharomycetales, Saccharomycetaceae. The transcript has a single exon. Bases 1 to 1788 code for a protein of 595 amino acids.
AUGCCUACCGUUACAGUUAAUAAACAGCAAUUGUACGACCUUUUGGGUAAAAACUACUCGAACAAUGAGUUUGACGAACUCUGUUUCCAGUUUGGUGUUGAAUUGGACGAAGACACCACUGAAGAAGCUUUGAAGAACGGUGAAGAACCUGAAUUCAAAAUAGAUAUUGGUGCCAACCGUUACGAUCUUUUAUGCAUUGAGGGGAUUGCCCAAUCUUUGAACGAAUAUUUGGGUAGAUGCGAAACUCCUAAGUACACACUUACCGCACCAACUACGGAGUUGUACGUUGACCCAUCCACCGAGCAGGUCAGACCAUACGCGGCAGCAGCCAUUUUGAGAGAUAUUCACUUUGACGAAAAAUCCUAUGCCUCGUUCAUUGCGCUGCAGGAUAAGUUGCACUCUAAUAUAUGUAGAAAUAGAAGCUUGGUCGCUAUGGGUACCCAUGAUUUAGACUCCAUCAAAGGACCGUUCCAUUAUCGUGGUGUUACUCCAAAAGACAUCAAAUUUACUCCACUAAACCAAACUCAGGAAUUCACUGGUGACAAGCUGAUUGAGUUUUACAAGACUCCAGAACAAAAGAACAACAUUGGCCGUUUUGUUCAUAUUAUUGAGGACUCCCCUGUUUACCCAGUCAUCUAUGAUUAUGAAGAUAAUGUUUGUUCCUUGCCACCGCUGAUUAAUUCGGAGCGUUCAAAAAUUAGUAUGGACACGCGCAAUGUUUUCAUUGAGCUUACUGCCACUGACAAAACCAAGCUAGAAAUUGUGCUAAACCAACUGGUUGCUAUGUUUUCCCGCUACUCUUCCAAGCAAUUCUCUAUUGAGCCAGUCAAGAUUGUGUCAGAACACAACGGUCAAUCAAGAUUAACUCCAAACCUAGACGACAGAACAAUGGACGUUUCAAUGAAGUACAUCAACUCCGCUUUAGGUUUACAACUAUCUGCUGAUGAAAUCAUCAAAUACAUCAAGAAACUUUCUUUGCACGGCACUCAGUCCAGCACAGACAGUGAUAUUUUGACCGUUUCGAUCCCAAUUACCAGACCAGAUAUUCUUCAUCCUUGUGAUAUUAUGGAAGAUGCUGCGAUCGGUUACGGUUACGACAACUUACCAAAGGGUGAGAAGUUAUCCAACGCCAAUUUCAUAGCGUCUGCUCUACCAAUCAACAAAGUAGCUGAUGUUUUUAGAAUAGCGUCAUCGCAGGCUUCGUGGUUGGAGGUCAUGGCCCUGACUUUAUGUUCACACGACGAAAACUUCAGCUUCCUGAGAACCAAAGAUGAUGGAUCCAAGGUUGUCAAGUUAGCCAAUCCAAAAACUUUGGAAUAUCAAGUUGUCAGAACCACUUUGUUGCCAGGGUUGCUUAAGACUGUCAAGGAAAACAGAAAACACUCUUUGCCAAUCAAGGUUUUUGAAUGUGGCGAUGUCGUUUUCAAGAAUCUUGCGUUGGAGAGAAAGUCCUACAACGAACGCCAUUGGGGUGCUAUCUACGUUGGGAAAAACUCAGGUUUUGAAGUUAUUCAAGGUUUAUUGGGCAAGAUAAUGCAAACUUUCAGAACCCAAUGGAUUGCGGACUAUGGUGCUGAAUCCACGGGUAGAGGCUACUGGAUCGAACAGGAUGACUCUUUGACAACUUACUUUGAAGGCAGAGGAGCAAGAGUUUUGUUCAGAUCUAAGGAAGGUUCAGAGCCUCAAGUGAUCGGACAUUUGGGUGUUCUGCACCCUGAGGUUAUGAAGAACUUCGACAUUUUGCACGCAGCAUCAUACGUUGAGUUGAAUGCAGAAGUGUUCUUGUAA